Exaiptasia diaphana is the source of this 5387-nucleotide messenger RNA. Its product is annotated as protein SFI1 homolog. NCBI's taxonomy places the organism in Eukaryota, Metazoa, Cnidaria, Anthozoa, Actiniaria, Aiptasiidae. The record is from RefSeq and is a predicted model, not a curated record. Bases 9 to 5066 code for a protein of 1685 amino acids. Gene Ontology annotation, molecular function: phosphatase binding. The transcript is spliced from 44 exons.
CCUCAGCAAUGCAGCAAGAUGGUCCAAAUUCAACUUCAAAGAGGACAAACAAGGGAAAAAAUGAACGCUACAKWGCUGCUGCACAUCCUAAAAUGCUCUCUUUAUCAGAAGCAAAAAGGAAAGCUGCRAAAUUUGCUGCAAAGAAUGAUAAAAGUCUSCGAGUUGGAGCAAAACGAGCGAUUUUGCGCGAACUAAACUCUCAUUUGGUUGUGAAAGCACAAGGAAUUUURCCUUCAGCACAAAACACUGGUAAUCCAUAUGCUACCGGUCAGCCAGUAAAUCCACAGAUAAGAGCAAGGACACACAAAGAAGUUGGCUCCCAGCAAGURAAAUCUAAAGAAUAUACCUGGAAUAGAAAUGGCAGACAAGAUGAACUUAAAAUUAGAUGUAUUGCAAGAAAGUUCCUUUUUCUAUGGAUAAAGAAUGUUUAUGGGAGAUUGCAUCCCUUUGUUGCCAGAUCUCAUUAUCAACAACAGUUGAAGCUGAAAGUGAUCAGGACAUGGCAAGAGAUAUGGUGGUCAGGACGGAAGGGAUGGAAGCUCAACAUUAGAGCUGAAUAUCAUAACAGAUACAGGACAUGGGUUAAAGUAUGGAGGAAUUGGAGGGCUUAUGUAAUGAUACAAAGGGUCAAAAAUGAGAAAUUGCAAAGAGCCAUUCAACAUUACAAUGGAGCAGCACAGGCACUAUGCAUUUCAGCAUGGAAGAGAUAUCUGAAUGAUAGAAAACUCAAGAAGAGAAAGAAAGAACAUGCAUUGGAAAUAGCAAAUUAUUCACGUAAAAGAUGGGUAUGGUUAAAGUGGAUGAAAGYGAUUGAAAAGAGAAAAAUGCAAACUGAAAUGGAACACYCAGCACUGAAAUAUUGGGCUYUCAACCUUAUAGCCAAGAGCUGGACCUGUUGGAUGUCAGUUUGGGAUGAAAGCAGACUACACAAGAAAAAAAUGUAUUUUGCUAAACAAAAGGCUGACAAGUCCUUGAUMACAAAAGUAUGGAUUUGUUGGAAGAACUUCAUCACUGUCAAAAAGCUCAAAAAUAUUCAGAAAAGAAUUGCUGUGCGGCAUUGCAAUAUUUCAUUGAUAUCAAAAGCAUUGACACUGUGGACCAUGAGAUGGCAAAGGAACCAACAAAUUGCAGAGUUUGUUGACCUUAUUGAAUAUAAAGGAGACAUGUCGAGGAAGAGAAGAGUUCUAAUUCACUGGAAGUUUUAUGUAAUGUUACAACAACAUCAGCAGUUGGGGAAAGAAAAGGCUCACAAUCAUUAUUUAAGAACGCUAAAGAGGACAUGUUUCCAUYCUCUCAUGCAUUACAAACAAGUGCAAAAUCAGAAAUGGGUCAGGAAGAGGGAAUCACAAGAGUUUUGGCAUAAAUUGCAACUCAGGAGGGUCUGGAAGAUUUGGCUAAAAAGUUGUGAYCAUUCUGAGGAGCUAAAAAUAUAUCCUUUGACGAGAAAAGCAAGAACAUUGUACAGGGUGAGUUUGUUGCAGAAAGCUUUCAUAAAAUGGCAAAACUAUAGAAGAUGGAGAAAGUACAGAAAGAUGCAAUAUAGCAUUGCUGGCUUUCAUUAUAGCAAAAUCAUUUUACCAAGAUAUUUUAAUAGAAUAAAGAUGUUUGUGGAUAUCGUGAAAGAGAGAAGAGAGAUGCAGUACGAAGCUGACCAUUUUAGACGGUGUGACCAUCACUUUACAAAACCAGUGCUAUACAGGACAUGGGUUAAAGUAUGGAGGAAUUGGAGGGCUUAUGUAAUGAUACAAAGGGUCAAAAAUGAGAAAUUGCAAAGAGCCAUUCAACAUUACAAUGGAGCAGCACAGGCACUAUGCAUUUCAGCAUGGAAGAGAUAUCUGAAUGAUAGAAAACUCAAGAAGAGAAAGAAAGAACAUGCAUUGGAAAUAGCAAAUUAUUCACUUAAAAGAUGGGUAUGGUUAAAGUGGAUGAAAGYGAUUGAAAAGAGAAAAAUGCAAACUGAAAUGGAACACYCAGCACUGAAAUAUUGGGCUYUCAACCUUAUAGCCAAGAGCUGGACCUGUUGGAUGUCAGUUUGGGAUGAAAGCAGACUACACAAGAAAAAAAUGUAUUUUGCUAAACAAAAGGCUGACAAGUCCUUGAUGACAAAAGUAUGGAUUUGUUGGAAGAACUUCAUCACUGUCAAAAAGCUCAAAAAUAUUCAGAAAAGAAUUGCUGUGCGGCAUUGCAAUAUUUCAUUGAUAUCAAAAGCAUUGACACUGUGGACCAUGAGAUGGCAAAGGAACCAACAAAUUGCAGAGUUUGUUGACCUUAUUGAAUAUAAAGGAGACAUGUCGAGGAAGAGAAGAGUUCUAAUUCACUGGAAGUUUUAUGUAAUGUUACAACAACAUCAGCAGUUGGGGAAAGAAAAGGCUCACAAUCAUUAUUUAAGAACGCUAAAGAGGACAUGUUUCCAUYCUCUCAUGCAUUACAAACAAGUGCAAAAUCAGAAAUGGGUCAGGAAGAGGGAAUCACAAGAGUUUUGGCAUAAAUUGCAACUCAGGAGGGUCUGGAAGAUUUGGCUAAAAAGUUGUGAYCAUUCUGAGGAGCUAAAAAUAUAUCCUUUGACGAGAAAAGCAAGAACAUUGUACAGGGUGAGUUUGUUGCAGAAAGCUUUCAUAAAAUGGCAAAACUAUAGAAGAUGGAGAAAGUACAGAAAGAUGCAAUAUAGCAUUGCUGGCUUUCAUUAUAGCAAAAUCAUUUUACCAAGAUAUUUUAAUAGAAUAAAGAUGUUUGUGGAUAUCAUGAAAGAGAGAAGAGAGAUGCAGUACGAAGCUGACCAUUUUAGACGGGACGUCUUGUUGUCACAAGGAUUUUAUAAGUGGUAUCGAGAAAGCCAGCUUGCCAUUGAUGUCAAAAUGAUGACAAGAAUGGCUAUUCUACAUCAUGAUGAUACAAUCAAACUUCACUUUUUGAAAGUCUGGAGACUAAGGACAAGACAAGAACUUCGUCAACAUAGCCUUGAGAUUAAAGCCCAAAAUCACUAUGAACAGUUUCUGUUAAUCAAAGCAAUCACWGGAUGGAAGAACUUUGCCAGAGAAAUAACAAUCAGCCGCUACUACRACCAGACUGCAGUUAGACAUUAUUACUUGAAUUUACUGAGAAACAUAUGGUCAGCAUGGAGCAAGUAUAUUGAGCAAAGAGAGGCUAAAUGGCGAAAACAAGCUAUUGCAGACAUACAUUAUCAACAUAAAAGACUAAGAAAAUGCUUGGAGUGUUGGAAGGCAUAUCGUAAUGUCAAUCAAGCUGCCAUGUCCACUGCCAAUGAACGGUUUAGGGACCAUGAGCUAGCAAGAAUGAGGUAUUUACCAACUGAUGCAUAUCGUAAUGUCAAUCAAGCUGCCAUGUCCACUGCCAAUGAACGGUUUAGGGACCAUGAGCUAGCAAGAAUGAGGUGGGCCAUGUCAUCUUGGCAUCAUUUUGUCUUCUGGCACAAAAACAAGUGUAUUUUGAAUCAUCGUGCAAAGACUGCUUACCGAAACACUAUUGUCAAGAAGGCUUUCACUUCAUGGCAUGUGUAUACCUGUCAACAUUCUCUAAAAACUCAAGAACAAGCCGCCACGUGUAAGGAAAAAAGAGCAGUACUUGACCAAGCGAAAUUGCAUCGUGCUUUCCGUACUUGGAUAAAACUUACUAAAUCGUCCCAGCAUAAGAAAUCACUUCAUCAAAUCUCUGAACAGCAUCACAGAAAGAAACUWCUCAUAAAAGCACUGACAGCUUGGGGACAGUUUGUCAAGCAAAAUUUUAAAAUAAAGCUGUUGGAUAGACAAUCUCAUUGGCUGCACAACCAUAGGAUCACAAAAUGUUUCUUUAGAUCCUGGAAACGUCAGUACUCGAUUUCAAUUGAAACAAGAAAAAGAACAUCACUGUCUUUGUGGCACUGGAGUGUCACAUUACAAAGAAAGGCAUUUGAGGCAUGGCUGCAAUAUGCGGUUUCUAAAAAGCAGAAAGAAAUCCGUAUUGCACAAGCAUUGGAUCAAAGARGUGCAAGGCUCAUUAGAACUGGAGUAACUCACUGGAUUGAGGUGGCAUUCCACUUGUCGUCAAUAAGAAAUCGUUACGCACAAGCCCGUCACGUCCAGCAAGCUCACAACAUCCAUCAGGUAGUAUACAAGUGCGCUUUGCACUGGAGAAGAUGGACAGCAAAAAGACUUGCAAACAAAAUACCACAACGGCUGAAACCCGCGCAUGAGGAUCAUUCGAUACAAAGCACCUCGUAUCAAAGACCAACAGCAAAGAAAGCCACAACAAUACAAAUCCCGCCGGAUCUUUUCAAACCGCGUCCGAGGCCACGUGUCCCUGACUAUCUGCGAGAGUCCUACGAUAUAUCAUCGAUUGGCAUUGAGAUAUCACCGAUGAAUUGCGGUGUAUUGCCUAUCGUUAGUAUUGACGAUAAAGUUCCGAAUAUCGAUAGACAGUCUCCGAUGAAUGACGACAAAGCUCCGAUAAAUGACGACAAAGCMCCGAUGUCUUCACGAACGUUUAGCGUCAUGAAGCAAACAGAUGAGACACCUUGUCCUCGCCCCGUUCCUCCUCAACCCUGUAGUCAGGUUCUCCCUCACCCAAGGCAAAGGUCAUUCACAGACGACUCAAUGACGCUUUCGACUGACGGGGAGUGGGGUGGCGGAGCAUUGGUCCAGUCCGAACAGAGAGUUACUAACGUAAAGCUUUUGCCACCUUCUUCUUUUCAAGUGCCUUUCAAAGGCAGUAAACACAAGGAGAAACAGAUAAUACAAGAUAACGACCAUGAAGCAAGUAGAGGACGUGAUGAUGACAAAGAUAUCAAGACUGAAAUAUUUGAAGCAAGGAAAAAACUACAAGAGUAUUACAACCUUAAGCUUCGCUACAGGGCAGUUAAGCACAGUCGUGACGCUCUUGUGCAAACAAUUGAAAAUGGUAACAUAAGUCAAGAUUAUAAAGAACAAUUAGCAGAGCUGGAAGCCGAACUGGGAGAGUUAACGGGCAAGAUAGAACAAGACAAUUCUACCGUUGAGCUUGUGGCUGCUAAUAUACAACAACUGAUUGAAAAAGUCUCCCAAAGCAAAAUGUACAAUCAGGCACCUUUGUAAAUAGACACUCUAAAUACUGUAAAUAUAUUCUUUAAAAUUAUAUUUUAAUGACCUUAAAAGAAUUUAAAGCAUUUACAAACUAUUUUGUAAUAGUUUACGAAACAAAAAGUGCUUAUUCUUUUAGAUGAGUGCUGUUAAUCUCAGGCUCGUACCCAGUCGUUACGCUUUAUUUUUUGAUGCGCUCGAAGGGGUUGAUGAGAAGGAGAGAAAACGCCUUUCCUUCGCCUUCCGUUCAUACAUCGCGCGCCGCUCGAGAGAAGCGACUGGGAACGAGUCUCCUGUUAAUCUAUUGGACUCUACUGACAUGCAUUUCCAGGGUUG